AUGUCAAAACGAAUAUACCAACGAGAACAGCAACAACCUGACGACUUGAACUCCAUAUCAUCUUCGUCAGUAUCGCUUACAUUGACAGAAUCAACACCGUUGAUCGGAAAACAGCAGGACCAUUUAGAGGAUCAUACAACUGUGCAACAAGAAUUCAAAUGGUUGAUUUUCAACAGCUUGCCCAUUAUCGGAACUUACUUGUUACAGAACUCGUUUCAAUUAGCAAGUAUCUUUACAUUAGGACACCUCGGCUCUGUGGAAUUAGGAGCCUCUGCUCUGGCUUCAAUGUUUGUAAACGUAUCUGCGUGGAGCAUCGCUUACGGCACAACAACCGCAUUAGAUACCUUAUGUAGCCAAGCAUGGACUGGAGCAAGGGAUAAAACAGUCAUUGGCGUACAUCUACAAAGGGCUUAUCUUGUGUUGGCGCUGUUAUUUGUUCCCAUUGCCUGUGUAUGGCUAAAUGCCACUCCCAUCAUGCUAAAAUUCAAUCAGGAUCCUGAACUGGCUGAAUUUGCAGGCCUCUUUCUCAGAUAUCUUCUCCCUGGUGCACCUGCUUACAUUGCUUUCGAAGCGACAAAGAGAUAUCUUCAAGCACAGGGAAUCAUGCAUGCCUCGACCUACUCCAUGCUGGUUACUGCUCCUCUCAAUUUCGUCCUGAAUUACAUGUUUGUUUAUACUUUUGGUAUGGGAUUCAUCGGUGCCCCAUUAGCAACAAGUUUCAGCUACUGGCUCAUGUUUCUGCUGCUCUUAGCAUACAUCAGGUUUGUCAAAGGCAGCGAAGGCUGGGGAGGAUGGUCUCGUGAAUGUUUGAAGGGCUGGUGGCCUUUUAUCAAGUUGGCUAGCAGCGGUAUUGUCAUUAUUUGUGCCGAAUGGACAGCAUUUGAAGUAUCGUCGUUGGCAGCAAGCUAUUUGGGUACCACUGAUCUGGCUGCACAAAGCAUUCUACUGACACUUAGUUCAGCAACAUACACUAUACCCAUGGGUAUCGCAGUAGCAGCAACAAACCGAGUCGGCAAUGCACUCGGCGGCAGUUUCUCUUACAGAGCUCGCAUUGCAUCUCAUACAGCACUCUUGUUUGCUAUCGUAUUUGGAUUGAUCAACUCGACAUUCUUCCUGGUCACUCGUACUCGCUUAGGUUAUUUGUUUAGUUCGGAUCCUGAUGUCAUUGAUAUGGUAGCUCGGGUGUUACCAUUGUGUGCGAUUUUUCAAGUAACUGAUGGUAUUGCAUCCGUCGGCGGUGGCGUUAUUCGUGGUCUCGGCAGACAGAGUGUAGCAGCAUGGAUCAAUCUAAUUGCAUACUAUCUCAUCGCUCUACCAUUCGGCUUUUAUUUGACCUUCAAGCUCAAUUGGGCACUCAUGGGCUUAUGGACUGGCUUGUCUGUGGCUCUCUUCUUGGUCGCUGCUGGCGAAGUGUCCUUCUUGUAUUCCGUCAACUGGUAUAACGAGGUGAAAAGAACUCAACUGCGCUGCAGAAUGGACGACGAUAAGUUAGUGGAUACCACUGAUCAAACACGCCAUUUAGAAGUUUAG
Mucor velutinosus is the source of this 1530-nucleotide messenger RNA. Its product is annotated as mRNA-decapping enzyme subunit 2. Gene Ontology annotation, cellular component: membrane. Gene Ontology annotation, molecular function: antiporter activity; xenobiotic transmembrane transporter activity. The record is from RefSeq and is a predicted model, not a curated record. Gene Ontology annotation, biological process: xenobiotic detoxification by transmembrane export across the plasma membrane. The coding region runs from base 1 to 1530 and encodes 509 amino acids. The transcript has a single exon. NCBI's taxonomy places the organism in Eukaryota, Fungi, Mucoromycota, Mucoromycetes, Mucorales, Mucoraceae.